Hermetia illucens (black soldier fly) is the source of this 1233-nucleotide messenger RNA. Its product is annotated as S-methyl-5'-thioadenosine phosphorylase. NCBI's taxonomy places the organism in Eukaryota, Metazoa, Arthropoda, Insecta, Diptera, Stratiomyidae. Gene Ontology annotation, cellular component: cytosol. The coding region runs from base 264 to 1097 and encodes 277 amino acids. Gene Ontology annotation, molecular function: S-methyl-5-thioadenosine phosphorylase activity. The record is from RefSeq and is a predicted model, not a curated record. The transcript is spliced from 4 exons. Gene Ontology annotation, biological process: nucleoside metabolic process.
GGAAUCUUGGGAAUUCUGUUCAACUCUACUCUACGCCCUUGUGCCGGCUUCUGUAUGAUUUGCAGCAGCUAUAAAUCAACGAAAUACGACACUUUCUGGGUCGGACAUAUUUCUAGCAUUCGGUGUUCGGGUUUGUAACAACUGCCGGAUUUUAGUGGAGAGAAGUUCUCCUCCGCCAGCCGUAGUCGGUGUAAGGUUCGCGCGACGUUCACUUGUUUUUUUGAUAAGUUUCAUUACGUUCUUUAGUGCUUGAAGUUCUGAUAAUGUCGGCGAUUGUAAAGAUCGGUAUCAUUGGCGGGUCAGGGCUGGAUGAUCCUGAUAUUUUGGAGAACCGCGUUGAGCGGUCAGUGAGCACACCUUUUGGCGACCCAUCAGAUGUUAUAAUCGAGGGCGAAAUCAAAGGGGUGAAAUGUGCCUUGCUUGCCCGUCACGGUCGGAGUCAUUCGAUUUCGCCAACCAACGUUAAUUACCGCGCCAACAUUUGGGCGUUCAAGUUGAUUGGAUGCACGCACGUUAUAGUUUCCACUGCAACAGGUUCCCUUCAGGAGCAUAUCAAGCCGGGCGAUUUCGUCGUACCUGAUAGUUUCAUCGAUCGAACCUUCAGACGAGAAGUUACUUUCUUCGAUGGCAAGAAAGGCUCCCCAAGUGGCGUUUGCCAUUUACCUAUGCAUCCAGCAUACUGUCCACGAACAAGACAAAUCCUCAUUGAUACUACCAAGCAAUUGGGCUACGACGUACAUGAGAAAGGCACAGUAGUUACGAUUGAAGGGCCACGCUUCUCAUCUAAAGCUGAGAGUUUGAUGUUCCGACAAUGGGGUGGAGAUCUAGUUAGCAUGACAGCAGUACCGGAAGUUGUUUUGGCUAAAGAGGCUGGACUGCUUUACGGUGCUGUUGCAAUGGCUACUGACUAUGACUGUUGGCGUGACACUGGCGAAGCCGUUAACGUGACCGAUGUCCUGGCGGUUUUCAAUAAGAAUGUUACAAAAAUGAAGUCAAUUCUCGUCCAGGCUGUAGGAAACAUUGCCAAGGAGGAUUGGACAGAUGAUAUAAAUGCACUGAGGAAAAUUGUUGGAGAGAGUAAUAUGUUGAAAUCAUAAACUGAAAGUGUAAAUAUGUACACAUAACACUCACAAUGGCAGCGUGUACUUUAUUUUGCACAUUCAUUAAAUACCAAAUGUUUGUAUUAUUCACAUUUCCGAAAUUUAAAAAAAUAAAUUUUAUGUGAUAUAUUCA